Messenger RNA from Symbiodinium natans, 1212 nucleotides. The record is from the annotation of a GenBank genome assembly. Lineage: Eukaryota; Dinophyceae; Suessiales; Symbiodiniaceae.
AUGCCACCCAAGGGGUCUAAAUCUGACCCGGCCUCUCCAAAAAAGCCGGAAUCUGCUGCUGCGAAAAAGGCUGCCAAAAAGGCCGCCGACAAGGCUGUCAAACAGUUUCUUCCGAAAAAAAGAACACCUUAUGCAAUCUUCGUGUCAGAGCAGUACGCACGGAUUCAGGACGAUGUCAAGCGAGAGCAAGAGGCCUCGGGGUCAGCAGAUCAGAAACGUCCACAACGUCUGGCAUUCGACCGCAUCGGAGACGAGUGGAAGCGCUUGGGCAAAAAGGGCCAAGAGCCAUACCAGAAGAGGGCCAAGGAGGAGGAAGCCGCGUUUGCUCGAGCGAAGGAGCAACUCAUGUCUGGAGGGGCGAACGGCCAACCUCAGCAUGGACCUGGCUCAAGCAUAGGCGAGUAUGAGCUCCUGGACACGGUCUUGUGGAGAGGAACGUCCGUGGCUGCCUAUGCUGCACUGCACAAGGAUCUUCGUUUCGAAUCUGCUGCAGUGGUUUAUGAGUCUCAGGCGGACUUCCGACAUGAAGUAGGCAUCUUGCAGCAGCUCUGGCGGGCGGAAGAAAACGAUGCAUGGAAUUGUGAUGUCUUCUUGCGUGUGCAGCAGGCCAUCAUUUGCAACGAUCCGGUGAAAUGCAUCGUCUUUGAGAAGUUGCCUCGGCUGAGCGACGUGCUGACAAGAUCUGGUCCGCUGAGGGGCCACAAGCUGCAGGCAAUGGCUGCGCAGUUGGCGCUCGCGGUGACGCAGCUGCACGGACUGCAACUCUUGCACCUGGACUUGAGGCCGCAUGCGGCAUUCUGGAACGAGCAGGAUUGCACCCUGAAGCUUGGAAGACUGACCUUGUGUCAGGCGGAGGCUGCGCUGGCAGCGCAAUCACAGGACACGGCCGCGUACACUGGGCUCUACCGACCACCGGAGGUCUGGCGAGGUGCAACUCCAUCCAGACGGUCAGAGAGUUGGGCAUACGGGGUCACACUGAUGGAAUGCUUCGCUGGCACACAUCCCUUUACAGACAUGGAACAGAUUUGGAGUUUUGAUGCGACGGUGUCUGAUUUCCAGGAGCUUGACAAGCGUGUUCCAGCCAUGAGCUCGAUGCCCCAGGAUACUCGUUAUGUGUGUCACUUGUUCAUGCGGCAUGUGUCUGACAGCAGAAUGCUGGUUGAGGAGUUCUUGAAGAAUCGCCCGCUGCAGCAGAAGUUGUGCCAGCAGUAA